Molecule: messenger RNA, 1295 nt
Organism: Loxodonta africana (African savanna elephant)
Lineage: Eukaryota; Metazoa; Chordata; Mammalia; Proboscidea; Elephantidae
Product: olfactory receptor 9S13-like
Exons: 1
Coding region: 94-1044 (316 amino acids)
Biological process (GO): G protein-coupled receptor signaling pathway
Cellular component (GO): membrane
Molecular function (GO): G protein-coupled receptor activity; odorant binding; olfactory receptor activity
Source: RefSeq, a predicted model, not a curated record
UCUAAUAGUCAUCACCAGGAAGUGUAGUCUGGCUUACCUAAUCCAAUAUUACUGUAAGUGGAAUUUCCUAUCUUAGUCUGAGGCCCCAGGACCAUGCCAACACUGAGAAAUGGCAAUGCUUCAGUGGUCUCUUUGCAUGAGUUUGUGCUAGUGGGAUUUGAGGGUGGGCUGAAGAUCCAGGUCCUGCUCUUUGCUGUAUUCUUGACCCUCUAUAUGGUGACUGUACUGGGGAACCUCACGAUGAUCGUGGUCAUCACACUGGACGCCCGCCUCCACUCCCCGAUGUACUUUUUUCUUAAGAACCUCUCCUUCCUGGACCUCUGCUACUCCUCCGUCAUUGCUCCCACGGCCCUUUCAAACUUCUUCUCAUCAAGAAAAAUCAUCACCUUCGCGGGCUGUGCCACUCAGCUAUUCUUAUUUGCUAUACUGGUCACCACUGACUGUUUACUUCUGGGUGUCAUGGCCUAUGACCGCUUCAUGGCCAUCUGCAACCCCCUGCGCUACCCAGUCACCAUGUGCCCCUCAGCCUGCACCCGCCUGGUACUGGGCACCUACUGUGGAGGCUGCUUCAAUUCCAUUGUGCAGACCAGUGUAGCUCUCCGUGUGCCAUUCUGCAGCUCCAACCACAUCAACCACUACUUCUGUGACUUGCCCUCUCUGCUCCGGAUUGCCUGUGCCGACACAGCCCUCAAUGAACUGGUCAUGUUUGGCAUCUGCGGGCUGAUCAUUGUGGGUGUGACAUGUGUGGUUCUUGUCUCCUAUGGCUAUAUCACAGUGACCAUUCUGAGGAUGCGUUCAGCAGCUGGGCGUCACAAGGUCUUCUCAACGUGUGGUUCCCACAUGACUGUAGUGACUCUCUUUGUUGGGACUGUCUUUGUGAUGUAUGCCCAUCCAGGAGCCAUUGAGUCCAUGGAGCAGGACAAGGUGGUCUCCAUCUUCUACACUCUGGUCACUCCCAUGCUCAACCCCCUCAUUUACAGUCUACGGAACAAGGAUGUAAAGGAAGCCUUAAAGAGGUUGGGUCAGAAACAUGUAGCUACAUGAAGGGGGCAGCUGGGGAGAGACAGAGUAUCCUGAGGACUCAGCGAAAGGAGAGCCUUUUGGUUGGGGUGGAUCAGGAAAUUCCUUCCAUCGUUCCUUCCUUCACUCAAUCAACUUUUAUUUAAAGCACACUAUGUAUCUACUAUUUGUAAACUACUUGGAAAAGAUGCAUAUGACAAUGUUGUUGUCCGCUAAGAACCAACAGUGCAAAGGAGCAAAAAUAAUAAAAUGUAUUGUGUUGUUUGUAACUUAUA